This is a messenger RNA of Ramularia collo-cygni, 1035 nucleotides long. Its product is annotated as related to DUF1295 domain protein. The transcript is spliced from 3 exons. The coding region runs from base 1 to 1035 and encodes 344 amino acids. NCBI's taxonomy places the organism in Eukaryota, Fungi, Ascomycota, Dothideomycetes, Mycosphaerellales, Mycosphaerellaceae. Gene Ontology annotation, cellular component: membrane. The record is from RefSeq and is a predicted model, not a curated record.
AUGGCGCUGCCUGCUGCGAAGUCUCUCGUGGACUGUGCCGACUACUCAAAGACCUUUGAACCAUUCCUGCCACAACUCUAUGCACUGCCAGAGCAAGUCUGGGCUGCAUUGGGCGACUUGCAAGCUCUCAAGCAUAUUUACCUCUCUACAAACCCGGCCAUCUUUGGUCUCGCGCUGGCUCUGGCUGGAUUUCCUGUGUUUUGGAUCAUAUCCGAAAUCAACAGGAACUAUAGUCAGGUCGACAGGGUGUGGUCUAUUCUGCCGAUGCUCUUCAAUCUGCAUCUCGCAAUCUGGGCUCAUCUCAAUGGCCUCGAAACGACAAGGGUGGACAACGUACUGGCUUUCAGUGUUGUAUGGUCGAUGAGGCUGACCUUCAACUACUGGCGGAGGGGAGGAUAUCAAAUUGGGAGUGAAGACUACCGAUGGGAGCUCAUUAAGAAGCAGAUCGGCGGUGUUGCCUUCUUUGUGCUCAACAUCGUCUUCAUUUCCUCAGUACAGCUGGUCCUCCUCUGGAGCGUGACCCUCCCCACCUAUGCUUUGAUGCUUGCCUCGCAGCUCAACCCUGGCAUGUCCCUCUCCGAAGUCGUCAUCGCCAGGGCACUGAUGGCUCUUGUGGUGUUUGAAUACUUUGCGGAUGGACAGCAAUGGAACUAUCACAAGGCAAAGAAUGAAUACCAGAAGACGGCCAAAGUGCCCGCCGGUUGGACACGCGCUCAGAUGGAUCGCGGCUUCAACACAACUGGCCUUUGGAAGUACAGCCGACACCCCAACUUUGCUGCAGAGCAGACGAUCUGGGUCUUGCUCUACCAAUGGAGUUGUCUCGAGACCCACACGUUCUGGAAUUGGACUGUAGUCGGUGCAUUCAGCUAUUGCGCUGUCUUCGCCGGCAGCACGCCGCUCACUGAGGGUAUCAGCGCCGGCAAGUACCCAGAGUACAAGUUCUAUCAAGAGCGAGUCGGUAGAUUCAUACCCAAGUUAUUUGGAAAGGGCUGGGACGAGCAGGCAGCUUUGAGCGCAGCCGCAAAGAAGGAGUAA